GCCAUGGCUACCAGAAUUCAAAACCUUUAGGACAAAACCGUAGGCCUCAGAAUGGCUGUGCUCAUUCCAGAAAAUGUUUCAGACGAAGUAGAAGAUCCCAAUGUCUGUCAGGGUUCAGAUUUAAUUCAACUUCUAAAAGUUGUGUAGAUAUCAAUGAAUGCAGUGAGGAUCCAGGGAUCUGUCAACACAGCUGUAAUAACACAAUUGGAGGGUACCAGUGUGUCUGUCCCCCAGGCUAUAAGUUAGGAAGAAAUGGCAGGAAUUGUGUGGAUAUUAAUGAAUGCAUCACAUCCAGUAUUGACUGUGGACCAGAGAGGAUGUGCUUCAACAAGAGAGGUGAUGUCAGCUGUAUAGAUAUUCCCUGUCCUGAUAACUACACACGGGAUCCACUUACAAAAUACUGCGUGUUGGAGUGCGUGGAUUCCUCUCUAUGUCCAGAGGGCGCUAAGUAUGCUGAUGUCAUUGAGUUCCGAACUCUGGCUCUCCCCAGUGGAAUUUUACCUCAGCAGGAUUUAAUUAGACUCACUGUGUUGAAUCAAAAUAAUGUUAAAAUGACUAAGAAUGACUUUAUUAUCCUGGAGAAUGACCCUAAAGUGAAUUUCCAGUUGAGGCUCCACGAGGGGUCAGGGAUUCUGUUCACAGAGCAACCCCUAGAAGAGCUAGAGACGUAUAAAAUCAAAGUGAGAGCCAAAUCUUAUAACGCCGUAACAGGGGUCUUACAGUAUCAAACUACAUUUAUGAUUCAUAUAUCAAUUUCAGCAUACCCAUAUUGAUUAUAGACUGUGUACCUGUUUGAUUUUAUAUUAAUUUUUUAUAGUUGAUGAUUUCAUUUUGAUAAUGAAUGAUAAUUUUUUGUAUUUUUUUUUUGGUGGGGGGGGAGUCAUUAAGUGUAAAUAGCAUUUGUCUUUUCUACUUUAUGUGUGUGUGCAAUAAAUUUGGUAAUAAUUGAUGUGUACUACUAUUUUUUUUUCUUUGUGCCAUUCUUUGUACAUCUCCUGACAUAUAUGUAAAUAGCUUGAAAACAUGAAACAGGUACUAACUUAUACUAGGACAAAUACUCCUGUUACUGAUUUAUAUAUACAGAUCAAUUGUUAUAUUUUAAUGAUCUGUCUUGACACAAGUGUAUGACGAUUUCUCAUUUAAUUGUUUUAAACCUCAUUCUAGUAUGUUGAACAUAUUCAGAAAAUAUACUGUAAACAACAGAGUGUUAAUUGACUGUUUGUUUACCCUUCAGAAAACUGAGAGAGCUCAUUUUUUUAAAAAAUUUAAUAAUGAACUUGAUUUAAUUCAGUUUUAUUUUUAAGUUUUCUUUUUGCCAUGUAAAUAGACUUUUAAAAUGUUUCAAAUCAGACUUCAUUUUCCAUUGAAUUAUUAUAUACCUUAUGUGUAUCACUCAAUUUUACUGUUGAUUUUACGCAAUUACUUGACGUUGUAAUCCGACUUUCCGGAUCAUCAACUCGACGUGAUACGACCCUUCGGAUCAAGUAACUGUUUUAAUAAUAUAUAUUUAUCAUCCAAACUAACAGUAAGAGUGAGUUUUAAGAGCUGAUAAUGAAUGAACUGUUACCUGUGCUCUGUUUUAUGGAUAUCAAUUCCAUUGUGAUCAUUUUAAGUUGCUGAGUACUUUGAAGGCAUGUUGACUCAAAGGAAUUUAAAAUACAAAGUAGAGAUGAUCAGUUUGUGGAAGUGUCAGUAAUUUGUAAUAAAUUCUCUCCCACAUUA
Messenger RNA from Saccostrea cuccullata (small rock oyster), 1722 nucleotides. RefSeq names its product hemicentin-1-like. The coding region runs from base 318 to 773 and encodes 151 amino acids. The record is from RefSeq and is a predicted model, not a curated record. The transcript is spliced from 4 exons. Lineage: Eukaryota; Metazoa; Mollusca; Bivalvia; Ostreida; Ostreidae.